Molecule: messenger RNA, 8969 nt
Organism: Mesocricetus auratus (golden hamster)
Lineage: Eukaryota; Metazoa; Chordata; Mammalia; Rodentia; Cricetidae
Gene: Tsc22d2
Product: TSC22 domain family member 2
Exons: 4
Coding region: 279-2468 (729 amino acids)
Biological process (GO): regulation of transcription by RNA polymerase II
Source: RefSeq, a predicted model, not a curated record
CCGGGCUGGACUGACCGCGGCGGCUGAGCCCGGCGAGCACGCCCGCUCCCCGGCUCCCGCGGCCGCUGCCGGCCGGACCUGAGGCGGGAGGUGCGGAAGCAGCAGCGAGCGGGGAGGACGAUGUGGCGCCGAGCGGCCGGCGCCCAGGGCCGCCCGUGACUUGCAGCGGCGCGAACUCGGACUUUGUCUCCGGGGGCCCUUCCCCGGUUUCCGGUGUGGGGGGAGACCUCGGGGGGGCGGCCCGUGAGCCUCCCCACCCCCCCGGGCCCGGCUCCACCAUGUCCAAGAUGCCGGCCAAGAAGAAGAGCUGCUUCCAGAUCACCAGCGUCACCACGGCCCAGGUGGCCACGAGCAUCACCGAGGACACGGAGAGCCUGGACGACCCGGACGAGUCGCGCACGGAGGACGUGUCCUCCGAGAUCUUCGACGUGUCCCGGGCCACGGAUUACGGCCCCGAGGAGGCGUGCGAGCGCAGCUCGUCGGAAGAGACGCUCAACAACGUCGGGGACGCGGAAACCCCCGGGACCGUGUCGCCCAACCUCGCCAUCCUGGACGGGCAGCUGGCGGCCGCCCCGGCUGCGCCCGCCAACGGAGGAGGAGCCGCGGGAGGAGCAGCAGCAGCAGGCGGCGGCGUGGCGGCCCGGAGCGUGGCGGCGGCGCUCGCCCAGACGGCGGCGGGGACGGCGGCCGCCCCUCCCGCCCCGGGCCCCGGGAGCGCGACUCCAUCGCAGCCCCCCGCCGCGUGUAGCUCCCGAUUCCGCGUCAUCAAGCUCGACCAGGGCAGCGGCGAGCCGUACCGGCGCGGCCGCUGGACGUGUAUGGAGUACUACGAGCGGGACUCGGACAGCAGCGUCCUCACGCGCUCCGGGGACUGCAUCCGGCACAGCAGCAGCAACCUGGAGCCGGCGGCCGAGCGCGACAGCGGCCUGGGCGCCACCGGGGGCUCGGUGGUGGUGCUGGUGGCCUCCGUGCAGGGGGCGCACGGGCUGGACUCGGGGCCCGGCAGCUCCCUGGCCGCCGCCGUGUCGCAGCUCCCCCCGUCGGAGAAAACGGGCCAGCCCGCCGCCGCCCCGCCGCCCGGAGCUGGGGCUGUGGCUCCGCCGUUCCCGGGAGCCCCGACCGCGCCGCAGCCCCCGACGGCAGGCGCCCUCCCGGGCCCAGCGGGCCAGGCCCUGGCAGCCACGAACGUGACCCUGGCGCAGCCCGGCCCGGCGGGCGGCGCCCCCUUCCCGCAGCAUCCCCCGCAGUUGGCGUUUCCCCAGCCGCAGAGAGCGCCGGGGCCCCUGCCGCCCGGCCAGCCCGACUUCCUGCAGCCGCACGCCGCCCUGCAGCCGCCGAGCCCUGCGCAGCCCCCCGCCGCCUUCGCCCUGGGCCCGGGCCUGAGCGUCCCGUCGCUGGGUGCGCAGAUGAUGGGCGCCCCUGCCCAGCCCGGCGACGCCGUGGCCCCGGGUCCUGUGCCUGGCGUCCAGGCCGCCCCCUGUCAACCCGCGGGAGUGGCCCCGGCUGCUCUAGGAGGCGUGGUGCAGCCGGGCUCGGGGCUCUCCGGGGCCGGGCAGCCCCAGGCCGUGCCCCCGCCGCAGAUGGGCGGCAGCGGCCAGCUGUCAGCCGUGCCCGGUGGUCCCCACGCCGUGGUGCCCGCAGUUCCCAACGUGCCUGCAGCCGUACCCGCGCCAAGCGUGCCUAGUGUGCCCACCGCCUCCGUUGCCGUGCCGAACGUCCCCGCGCCCCUGGGCCAGCCUCAGCCGCUGAGCAGCCAUACGCCAGUCAGCCGGAGCGGCGGCGUCAUCCAGCCCGUCGGGCCGCCCUCGGCGCAAGGCACGCACAGUGCGCCGACGAGUCUCCCGCAGUCUGACCUGAGCCAGUUUCAGACUCAGACCCAGCCUCUAGCCGGGCAGGUUGAUGAUACUAGAAGAAAAUCAGAACCCCUACCUCAAGCGCCACUUUCUCUCAUUGCUGACAGUAAGCCCAUUGGGAAGCCUCCAGUUGCAGACGCCCUGGCGAACCCCCUCCAGCUUACACCUAUGAGCAGCCUGGCCACCUCUGUGUUCAGCAUAGCUAUUCCUGUUGAUGGUGACGAAGACAGGAAUCCUUCAACUGCUUUCUACCAAGCGUUCCAUUUGAACACGUUUCAGGAAUCAAAGAGCCUCUGGGAUAGUGCAUCUGGGGGCGGUGUUGUAGCCAUUGACAACAAAAUAGAACAAGCGAUGGAUCUGGUGAAAAGCCAUCUGAUGUAUGCGGUGAGAGAAGAAGUGGAGGUUCUAAAGGAGCAAAUAAAAGAAUUAGUGGAAAGGAACUCUUUACUUGAACGAGAAAAUGCACUGUUAAAAUCUCUUUCAAACAAUGAUCAGUUGUCCCAACUCCCAGCCCAACAGGCCAAUCCUGGUAGCACUUCUCAACAACAAGCAAUGAUAGCACAGCCUCCUCAGCCAACGCAACCUCCACAGCAGCCGAAUGUCUCCUCAGCAUAAAGCUUUCUUAAGCCUCAUUAAGGAAAAGCCGAAAGCAAUCUUUCCUUGUGUGCCACUGGUGUUCUAUCCACUUUGUAGAAAGCAAGUAGCCAUGCUUCGGCUGUGCGCUUGGCCUUUUCAGUAUUAGACAAUCGUUGUGCGGGGGCUUUCCCUCUCUAGGAUGCCACGCAGCACUGUUGGUGUCCACGUCUGUGUCAUCCGUGCGUGAGGAGAGUACUAGACGGGUUAUUGGAGCGAGCAGAGUCUACAUCCUACAUGUGCGCAUGAGUGGGGUCUUUAAAAGCUUUGGUGGCUCUCCCAGGUUCCUUGUCACCCAUGGGUUUGCCUUGAACCUUGCUGUCACAUUAUAAAUAACAGUUCAUCUAAAGAGCCACUUUUCUUUCAAUAUCAGUAACAUUUGCCUACGUAAGGUUUCAUUUAUUUUGUGUUUUAUUUAUUACAGGGCUGCUAUUUUCAUAAUGUACAUGAACAAUGUCACAGAAUUUUUUUAAUUUUUGUGAAUAAUUCUAAGUAUCAGUAAAGGAAUUGAAAGACAGGAUUACAUUUAAUAAAUAAAACGUUUAGGCAAUAAUUGAACAAAAGAAUCCUGGCACAUUUCUAACACUAAUGGCAAUUUACCGUUGGUAUUUAUUUUCAAUAGUAAAGAUCCAGCUUGAAUGUAAAUUUUGUAUAGUGUAAGUAUGAAAAACACAGUGCACCUGUACAGGUAGUCACCAGUUAUUGUGAUAUAAUUAAAUAAUUGGGCUAUUUUCAUGAAGAAAACUUUGUUCAUUUGUUUCUACUUUCUAAUAGAAAUUGCCACGAUUCCUCUGCUUUUCAACAUUUCGUAUGACUUUUUUUUUUUUUUUUUUUUUUUUGGGUGGGAAUAAAAAAAAGCUGUGAAAUUGUUCAACCUACUUUGUAACCAAAGAAGCAAAGCUGUGUAAUGGAGUUUUGUUUUGUUUUAUAAUGCACAUUCUUUAUGUAUUUUUAUUUAGUGUUUUCUUGGUCACAAUUUUCUUUGCUGUCUAGCAUGAUCUGCAUGGCCUGUAAUCUUUGAACCACUUUGGUACCUCAUGUUUUUAUCCAGCACUCUUAUUGUACUGUGUACUAGUCUGUGAACAAUGUCAAAUAAAAAGAGCGGACAGGUCGUAUGGUGGAGCUGAGCUAGUGUACAAUGCACCAGUUGUACAAAAACAAAAAUGAAGUGAGCCAUCUUUUGUUCAUUUAAAAUGGUGUUUUGAAUUUCAUAUGCAGAAAACGUUUUGUUACAUUGCAAAUUUUAAUGUAUUUAAUAAACGCAACAUGCAGAUUAAGUGCAGUGUAUACUGAGUAUUUAAAUUAAAAUGUACAUUUCAUAAGUACAGUUUCAAGAGAAAGCAUCAUUUUGUGUAUACUAACACAUAAGUGUAUGUCAGAAAUUGAUGUAAAAAUAUAUAUUUUAACACAUUUUCUGAAAUUAAACUACAGUUUUGUUCAAAUAUUUGGCUCUAUAUGUGUUCAGAAUUUGAAUAGAUUUGUAUUUUCACGGUUUAAAAAUAAUUCCUUAAAUGAAAACUCAUGAUGUUAUUAAUGACAAUGGUAGUUCUUAAAUUUUCAAAGUAAAAUAAUUUAAAGAACACAAGAAUGGUGAGCAAUAUUUGUAUUCAAUAUUCAUAUUAUGUUAACAAUAUAAAUAGGAAAUCCUCGUCUACCAAAACUUUUACUUGAAUUCAGAAAGGUGCCUGUAGAAAUGAACAUGUCCUGUAUUGGUAGCCCACUAGCUCAUUCAGUCUUAAUGAGAAACAGUGGUUAGCUCUCCAUCUUAGAAGAGGUUAAAUGUUCUUUGUCUGUUUUAAUCAUUCUAGCCUCAAACAAAAGUCAAAAUUGAAACACACAUGAGAUUACCAAAUAUUUUAUAUUCUAGUUGUGCUAUGGGAAAUAAUGCUCAGCAAAAUUUUUAUGUUAAUUAGUAACAUUAGAAAUACAAGAACUAGAUAAGUAUGUAGACCUGAGUAUGUUAUAAUCCUAAGGAUGCAGAGUGAGAUUCUAGCAGAGCCACUGUGGGCAUGAUGGGGUGGGAAACUGCUGUGGUGUGUGAACACGAAGAUUCCUUUGGUGCCUUCCAGUGCUGAUAGUAUGGUACGUCAUGCAAAGAGAAACUAACGUAAAAAGGGUUGCAGGAGGAGACAAUUUAAUGGCAGACUGCUGCCCAAGAAUGCACAAGAUCUUCUAUUUGAUGUCUGGCACUGUGAUUUUUGUGAAGAUAAAUGAGUUUUUAUUCUAGGAAUAGGAAAACAUAAGCAAAAUGCAGUAGCAGUCACCAAGGAAAUAAUUAAUAUUUUAUGGUUUAUAAUGGUAACAACAAUUGCCACCACUCCUUUAAGAGAGGAGGAAAGUCUUAGUAAAAGAUUAACAGAAAAACUUGUUCCAAAAAGAUUAACCCUCUAGUGAACUGAGAAACUAAAUUAUUUCAAUCAGUUAUUACAGCUUUUAAACAGCAGGAGUUAAUAUAGUAAGUAAGGUGGACUUUCCUGUGUUCUCCAGGAUGAAAUUUGACAGUGUAUGUCAAGAGCUUUAGAUAUAGUAAACUAGCUCAGUGGAGUGAUGCUUAAGGUGCAGUGUUCAAAAAAUGCAAGUGUAUGCCUGUCCUGUGUGUCCACUCCUUCCCUUGGACCUCAAAAAGUUUAUUGACCACUUACCCUGUACCUAUUUAAAGUUGUCCAAUGAAGUUUCCAUCUAAAUCUGUUGCCAUCUCAUUGAGGGCCAUUGAACUUCAGAGUCAGGAGCAAAGCUGAGCAAGGUAUUGUACUUUUGUUUGAAAGUAAUUGAGUUUGAGUCGUUUCUCCCUAAUUGGUUUGUUUAGGAUCUUCAUUUAAGUUCGAUCUCCGUUGGGUUUAGAGUCUCCAUAUAUGUAGAAUAUCAACUAGUUGAAAUUCCAUUUUGGGGCAAGUCUUAGAGGAAUGUAAUCCACCUUUAAUUUUCUCAGUCUCAGCCUAUAGACCAGCUGCUGCUACAUAAGCUUGAUGUUGGUUUAAUUUUUUUGAUACGGUAAUGCGUGUAUAGUUGGAACCUUACUUUGCCCAAAGGAAAUUAUUUUUAGGUAGUCCUGAUGUAAUCUUAAAAUGCAUCCAACAAAACAAAAAUGUGCGGGGAGUUGGAGAAUUUAGCAUUCAGCUUUUUUUUUUUUUUAACUGUUAGAUGAAGCUGUUUGGCCCUGGUGACAGGUCCUUUAUGAUGGAUAUGUUUAAAUUCUCUUCGUGAUUCUCUUGAAAGGGGAAAGCCCUGUCUUCAGAAUUUACAAUUGAAUUGAGGCUACAGAAACUAACCAAUACAAUGAGACAAGAAAUACAGUCAAGGGGGGAUUGCUCAGGGGUUUCCUGAAAGGUAGCCUCUGAGCCUUGAGGGUCACAAGAAGGGCAUUCCAAACACAAGAAAAGCCUGCUCAAAGCUCUGAAAACAAACAGCGGUCUUAGCACAGAAUUUUAUGCCCCAUCAAUAUUUGGCACUAUUAACAGUGAGUCGUUGGAUGAUGACUAGUGGAAUGUACUCAUUUCAAUUCAAUGGUAGAGUGGAAACUGGGGACAGAUAAUUGAGUAAAAAUAAUCCAGUUAAGUGAGGCAGCAUGGGCAAAUUGUCUGAAGUUUAUUGAAAAAAAGCUGAGAAUUCUCCACCCCUUUUGAAUAUCCCACCCCCAAUGUCAGCACUUGGCUUUGUUCUCUUGUUUCCUUGAGGAAACAACACAUUAGCCAAUACUUGAAAGUUUGGUCAGUCUUGUGUCCAGUAGCCAUGCAUCUGCAAAAUUAAUGCCUUUGUUUCCAGUUGAAGGAAUUGUAAGAAUUUGACAGAAGAGUAAGGCAAACAGGAAAUUUGGUCACUCUGCCUCUGUAAAUGCAGCCCAAUGUUAAUAAAUCCUCUGGUAACCAGGUCACCAUAAUUCCACAGCCUCUUGCUCCCUGGAAAGAGUAUGAAUUCUGACUCCAGUGCAGAUACUAACAUAUAAGGAUAGGUUUUCCAAUAGCCUUAUUGUCCAUACUCUGUUGAUGCAAUAACAGACUUUCCCUGCCCUCCCCAGCUUUAAGCCCUCUAAUAAUUCAUGUUUCUACUUUCUAAUGCUAAUCACUUCUGGUGUUUAUUAGCACCAGUUGACAAGCUGACAUUCCAAGGUACAUCCCUGUCUCCUACUUCCAUAGCAGAUCAUGAAUUUCUCCAUCUAAAUCUUUUUCAAUGCCCAUCUUCCCUACAUAAGUGAAGAGUUAUACAAGUGUGCCCUUAGUGGGCUACAUUGGUCUGCCAUGUUCAAAUGUAGAAAUUGCUAAAAAAACAAAACAAAACAAAACAAAAACUAUAGAAAGCAAUGUAAAAUUCACAGACCUGCACUUUUCUUUCUUCUGUGUUUUAAUGAAUUUUUCAAAAAAUCGGCAGUCCUUUAGGAUUGGUGAUUAGCGAUGGCAAGACAAGCUGUUAUUUCACGCUGGCACAGUCCACUUGGGACACUGAACUUGUUCAGCAUGAUUAGAUAGCGAGUUAGCUUAGUUUUCCUUUUCUUACCAGGGGAACUGAUAAAGUAGGCAGUUUGGAAUAUUUUCUGACUGCCUAGUGUCAUGGAUCCAGAGUCCCUGUGUUUACAGGCUAGGACCCGCCCACAGAAGCCAUAAUGUUCCUCUAGAAGAAGGAAGGAAAGGAGACAUGCUAAUAUAGAAAAAUGAUUGAAGCUUAAGACAAGCCCAGUGACACACUUCAGUUUCUCCAUAAUGAAAGUUGAGGGCACUUGAAGCUCCAACUGUUUGCAUGCUUUCAUUAUUUCCAUAAAAUAACUGCAAAGUGCUCUUGCCCGCUGCAGUCCGAACGGUCUUCCAGAUCACAGUUUCUACUGUCAUAUCAGAAGCAAUCAGCUCGUCUGUAGAUACAUAACCCUGAAGAAGACAGCAGACAAGGAGGCUUCUCCCACACAUGGCAUCUGUGGCACUAGGCCAUUGUCUAGUUCACUGAGAAAUACCAUUUGCAAAUCUCUUGUCUUACACAGACAAACAUGCAUGCUGAAGUUUGGGGAAAUAAUUUGGGCUUUAUUUUUUUUUCUUAGAAAUGUUGGAAAGCAAUUCAAUUCUAUCUCAACUUAGGUGCUUAUCUCUAUACUGAAUGUUUAAGAACAGAAAGCUGUUUAGGGCAUGAUCAGUGCCUCAAGAGCUUAUCGUCCAAUGAGAAAGUAGAGGCUGAGGUACCACGUUGCUUAUCCAGAACAGUUUAUAAACCUUGUGGCCUUUGUUAGAUGGAAGGUUCUGUAAAUCAGUAGUAAUUUUCUGUGUCAUGUGAAACACUUUGCCAUUGCCAGGAAAUAACUAAAUCACCAAAAAGCUUUAGCAAAACUAAUCCUGGAAGAGGAGACCAGGCAAAAGAAGACUUUCCACACUAUUCUGAGCCUGGGAGUUGCCCCUAAAAAGGAACUAAUCUGAGAGAGAUGUUUACACAUUUUUAAUACUCUCGGUUUGUAGAUAAUGGAUCUAAUUUAAUCUAACAACUAGAAUUUACAUGUCAUGAAUUAUAUUGUCUCUUGUCUGAUAAGUAACAUGCAUUUUGGCUGUCUUAACCAGCUGUCAUUCAACAAAUGAAGUUAAUAACUCAGGUACCUGAUGCCAAAAAUAAAUCUCUAAUGGAACUGAGAAUUCAGAGAUAAAUACAAGGCUGUAUGUUAAGUAAGUGGUAAGCCUUACAUUUCUGAUGAGGGAGUGGGAGAGAGAAUGGCUUAGUCAACAGGUAGUAUUGAGACUGUAACCUUAGGGGGCUAAGUUUCCCUAAAGUUAGCUCUCACAAAAAUUAAAAAUUCCAGCCACACUAGAAGUAAGUCUUCUGCUUUGGAAAUUCAAAGCCUUGAUAAUACGUGAAAGUGAAUAGUUUCACAAAUAAGUUAUGGAGAACUGCUCAGCCUUGGCAAAGCAAAGCGCACAUGGAACGCGCCAUCUCAGAUCCAGCUGGGGGGCGUGAAACACGUGAGGACCAACUGACGAGUGUGAGAAAGCAGGGAUCUGCCAGCUGGAUAACUGAAGUUUCAGAUGCCCUGUGACCCCAGGGCUCCAAGUUUUAACAUCCACCCUAGAACACACACACAUGUUCACAAGGCAGCUCGUAAGAGUAUACAAUUGGAAAAACCAAAAUCCACCAAGAUGAUGGAAUAUGCUCGAUGCUACAUCAUAUUAGGUAUCAGUGAAAAAGAGUGACGAAACAGGAAUGUGUGCUGACAGUAGAUCUCUAGGAUGCAAUGUUAACUUUGUUAAAAGUCUGGGGGGAAAAUACAUGUAAUACACAUGAUACUGUUGGUGUUUAAAAAAAAAACAUGCCAUACACAAUACUGUAUAGUGUACUUCUGCAAAUACCUUUCUGUGUACAAUAUAAAUAUAGAGAGAAGGUUUGGAAGAAUACUAACCAAGCUGUUUACAGUAGUUUGGUGGUGUGCGUUAGCUUAAACUGUAAUAUUUGAUGUUUUUGAAUCUGCAUUCAUGUACCGUUUGUGUAAUGACAAAUUAAUAAAUUAGAAAUAAAAUGCAA